Molecule: messenger RNA, 1196 nt
Organism: Diachasmimorpha longicaudata
Lineage: Eukaryota; Metazoa; Arthropoda; Insecta; Hymenoptera; Braconidae
Gene: Gnpnat
Product: probable glucosamine 6-phosphate N-acetyltransferase
Exons: 5
Coding region: 271-843 (190 amino acids)
Biological process (GO): UDP-N-acetylglucosamine biosynthetic process
Cellular component (GO): endoplasmic reticulum; Golgi apparatus; endoplasmic reticulum-Golgi intermediate compartment
Molecular function (GO): glucosamine 6-phosphate N-acetyltransferase activity; monosaccharide binding
Source: RefSeq, a predicted model, not a curated record
UAAACCUCUUUUGGUGACCAAAGUUGAUCCCCUGUUGAUACUAUCAGAACUAUAGAGUAGGCAAUCGCCUGAGGGCAGUCGUAUGUGAAAGUGCUACACUGAUAAAAUACCACGAUGGAAGAAUUUUGAGUCGAAUGGUGGGAGAACUUGCUCUUUAAAAUCUUCGGCUGUGUAAAGAAGAGAAAAACAAGUUUUCUCUGGAACCACUAUGGUCCUGUACUGUCUUGGAUUGUAAUACGUAAAACUCUGAAGACGAAUAACCAUUGCAAGAUGUCUGGAAGAUUAUUAAGGAAUGCUGUUUUAGCUGACGAGGAGAAUGAUCUUUUCCCGGCCAGUUUACUAGAUCGUCUCCCGAAUCAACGACAGGAAAAUGGACUCCUGGUAAGACCCCUCAGAUGCACUGAUUACGAUAAAGGGUUUAUCCAGUUACUGAGCCAAUUAACUGAUGUUGGACCUAUCGGGAGAGAUCAGUUUUUAAGCAGAUUUUAUAGCAUGAAAUCCGUUGGGGGUUACUACGUCGUUGUAGUCGAGGAUUUAGAUCUUGAAAAAGUAAUCGGCAGCUCAACUCUAGUCGUGGAACAAAAAUUCAUCCACAAUUGCGCACUCAAAGGAAGACUGGAAGAUGUGGUCGUGAACACAUCCUACAGAGGCAAACAGCUUGGAAAAUUGUUAGUAACAACAAUAGCUCAGCUAGCGAAACGUCUACAGUGUUACAAAUUAUCUCUGGACUGUCGUGAUCCCUUAAUUCCAUUUUACGAGAGUUUGGGCUUCAGACGAGAGCCAGGAAAUGCUAAUGCUAUGAACAUAAGAAUUGAGACUGCCACUGAACAAUCUCGAUUAUGAGUUCCAGCAUAUUAUUAUGCUGGAAAUUCUGUAGUCUUCAGGUCCUGAUAUAGUGUAUAUUACUGAGGAGACUGGGACUUAAAGACUAUCUAUCGAAUGGGAUAUAAACGUGUAUAAGCAAAGUCCUGGACAUAUCCCGUUCAGCGAGAUUCUCCCAAGUGGCAAGAAAGAAGAUCCAUGAGAGUAGAUCUGAAGACACAUCCACUAGGCUUCCCAUAAUAUAACUUGUUGAGUGCAAACUGUCAGUACGCCUUCCAUCCUUUCUAAAAAGCUUUGGAAAUUUUAAAGAAAUUUUUAAUGAUGUUUACACAUGGAAAUCUUUAUUCAAUAAUAAUAAUAAUCCAUUAAUUGCA